CCAAGGUCUCAUCCCCAGGAAGGCACGCUCCGUCCAGCUGUACAAGUAACUUCAAGUCUUCAAGCCGCAGUGACAGUGACGCAACCCACCCCAGCAACACCUACCUCAACCAACAACCACCAACCUGAACAUCUGAUCCGUGCUCGGACGUCCUAUUCUCUCCCCUUUAGCUCUAGAGGUAGAUAUGAGUCUCUUCAGACCUGCUCACCACCGAAAUCUUCUCAGUCACACCUCCCGGUUGCUCCAAAAACCUCUUCAAAUCACAAUCAAACAUCCUUCCUACCUGAACAUGAGUUUCCGCGAUUACUCCAACAUCGAAACCCCUGCGUCGUGCUACGUAGACUUUUGCUUGAUUCCGGUUGGCACAGGCAACGUAUCCGUCGCCAAGGAGGUGGCUGAGGUGCAGAGGGUGUUGGCAGCCAGCGGGUUAAAGUCCACAAUGCACUCGGCUGGUACUACUGUUGAAGGAUCCUGGGAUGAGGUAAUGAAAGUCAUCGGCCAAGUCCACGCGGUUGUUCACCAGGGAGGCGUGAAGCGGGUACAAACGUCUAUGCGGGUUGGGACUCGAAUCGACAAGAAACAGACGGCUGAAGACAAGGUGAAGAGAGUGCAAGCAAUCUUGUCUGAGGAUCAAACGGGGGAGUCGUCUGCUUAGUUACCUCUACAUUGAUUUACAUUCUCAUCUCAGCUCCAAGUCAUGCUAUGACUCUAAUCGCUUGCCCAUCCGUUUCUCUAUGUUCGGAGCCUAUGCAUGCAAUCACCGUCAGAGAACGCUGAUACUAACCAAGCUCUUUCCUACCAACCGAUGCAGAACAGCGGAUUCGC
Molecule: messenger RNA, 825 nt
Organism: Neurospora hispaniola
Lineage: Eukaryota; Fungi; Ascomycota; Sordariomycetes; Sordariales; Sordariaceae
Product: YkoF-like protein
Exons: 3
Coding region: 185-655 (156 amino acids)
Cellular component (GO): cytosol
Source: RefSeq, a predicted model, not a curated record